GGAGGGGAGAAGGAGAGAAAGAGAGAGAGAAGUGAAUCAGGAAGUAUGAUAGAGCUAAGUGUCUGGGGCCGGGUAUCCCACUGCUACCAGAGAGGCAAGAAAGAAAUCUUCAGGCUCAAGACCAUCACCUGCUUUGCCUGUGGAUCCUGGGGGCCCAUAGCUACCAGGAUCUUCUAGGCACUGCCCAGGAUUGACUUCAAGGCCUAAAUCCCUGGGGGUCCCACCCAGUCCCACAAGUCUGCAUUCCUCUGCAGCUGAGAUGGGAGAUGGGCUCUGCUCCUGGACUUGCCCCAGACAGAAAGCAUAACACACACUUACAAGGGAGAGUCUUUGCCUGAUUCUGGGCCACUUGGAAUGCAGGUGGAAGGUAGCUGAGCCCAGGAGAUGCAGAGUACCACUAACUACCUGUGGCAUACUGAUGACCUGCUAGGGCAGGGGGCCACUGCCAGUGUGUACAAGGCCCGAAACAAGAAAUCUGGGGAGGUGGUUGCUGUAAAGGUCUUCAACUCAGCCAGCUACCGGCGGCCCCCUGAGGUACAAGUGAGGGAGUUUGAGGUCCUGCGGAGGCUGAGUCACCAGAACAUCGUGAAGCUCUUCGCAGUAGAGGAAACGGGAGGCAGCCGGCAGAAGGUGCUAGUGAUGGAGUACUGCUCCAGUGGGAGUCUGCUGAGCGUGCUGGAAGACCCUGAGAAUACAUUCGGGCUUCCCGAGGAGGAGUUCCUGGUGGUACUGCGCUGUGUGGUGGCUGGCAUGAACCACCUUCGGGAGAAUGGCAUUGUCCACCGUGACAUCAAGCCUGGGAACAUCAUGCGCCUGGUGGGCGAGGAGGGGCAGAGCAUCUAUAAGCUGUCUGACUUCGGGGCUGCCCGGAAGCUGGACGAUGACGAGAAGUUUGUUUCUGUCUAUGGUACUGAGGAGUACCUGCACCCUGACAUGUAUGAGCGGGCGGUGCUUCGCAAACCCCAGCAAAAGGCGUUCGGGGUGACUGUGGAUCUCUGGAGUAUUGGGGUGACCCUGUACCAUGCAGCCACUGGUAGUCUGCCCUUCAUCCCCUUUGGUGGGCCCCGGCGAAACAAGGAGAUCAUGUAUAGAAUCACCACAGAGAAGCCAGCUGGGGCCAUUUCAGGGACUCAGAGGCAGGAAGAUGGUCCCCUGGAGUGGAGCUACUGCCUCCCCAUCACCUGCAGACUGUCCAUGGGGCUGCAGAGCCAACUGGUGCCUAUCCUGGCCAACAUCCUGGAAGUCGAACAGGCUAAGUGCUGGGGCUUCGAUCAGUUCUUUGCGGAGACCAGUGACAUCCUGCAGCGAACUGUCAUCCACGUCUUCUCCCUGCCCCAGGCGGUUUUGCAUCAUGUCUACAUCCACGCCCACAACACGAUUGCCAUCUUUUUGGAGGCUGUGUAUGAGCAGACCAACGUGGCCCCCAAACACCAGGAGUAUCUCUUCGAGGGUCACCCUUGUGUCCUCGAGCCAAGCCUCUCGGCUCAGCACAUAGCCCACACAUCUGCCAGCAGCCCUCUGACUCUGUUCAGCAUGGCCAGCGACACACCCAAGGGGCUGGCCUUCAGGGACCCUGCUCUGGAUGUCCCAAAGUUCGUCCCUAAGGUUGACCUACAGGCCGAUUACAGCACAGCUAAGGGGGUUCUGGGCGCUGGUUACCAGGCCCUGUGGCUGGCACGGGUUCUGCUGGAUGGACAGGCAUUAAUGCUUCGAGGGUUACACUGGGUCCUGGAGGUGCUUCAGAACACGUGCCAGCAAACACUGGAGGUCACACAGACAACCCUCCUCUUCCUCAGAAGCAGCCUGGGCACUGAAAGGUUCAGCAGUGGAGCUGGGAUGCCUGACAUUCAGGAACUAAAGGAAGCCACAGAGCUGAGGUCCAGGCUGCAGACUAUCUCAGAGGUCCUGUCUAAAUGUUCUCACAACAUCACAGAAACCCAAAGGAGCCUGAGCUGUCUGGGAAGAGAGCUUUUGAAGAACCAGGAUCAGAUCCAUGAGGAUAACAGAAGUAUCCAGAAGAUUCAGUGUUGUUUGGACAAGAUGCACUUCAUCUACAAACAGUUCAAGAAAUCCAGGAUGAGGCCAGGCCUCAGCUACAAUGAGGAGCAGAUCCACAAGCUGGAUAAGGUAAAUUUUAGUCAUCUAGCCAAGAGGCUGCUGCAGGUGUUCCAGGAGGAGUGUGUGCAGACGUAUCAGGUGUCGCUGGUCACACACGGCAAGCGGAUGAGGCAGGUGCAGAAGGCCCAGAACCACCUGCACCUCGUUGACCACUCUGUGGCUACCUGUAACUCAGAAGCCCGGGGAGCGCAGGAAAGCCUGAGCAAGAUCUUUGAUCAGCUCCUUCUGGACAGAGCUUCUGAACACAGAGCUGAGGUAUCACUACAGCCUGUGUCUCCUCGUCCCAGCCCUGAUCCGAAGGGCCUGGUCUUCCACAUGCAGGAGCUUUGUAAUGAUAUGAAGCUAUUGGCCUUUGAUCUCCAGGACAACAACCGACUCAUCGAACGGUUACAUAGAGUGCCGUCAGCACCAGAUGUCUGAGCUCCGGGGGUACACAAGGCGCUCAGAAGCAAUAGAAUCAUGCACACUGUACCCCUGCACUGUGAGAUCAAAUUCAGGGCAAGUUCUGGUCCCAUCUUACUAGCCUACCUCCCUCUUGGCCAUUGGCCAACAAACUAGCAUUACUUUGACUACCCAUCCUCUUGGGAAGCAGCUAGGGCAGAGACGUCAGGACAUCUGGGGCAGUACCACAGGAGAGACCAUGCGGCUACCACUGCCUUACUGAGACGCCAAGACUGUUCUUCCUCACCCUGGCCCGGAGGUCUGAACUCCAGUGAGUCUUGGGAAGAAAAGGCUCAGCCUUUUCACACUGCACUUCCCAGGACCAGCAGGCUUCUCCUGUGACUUCUCCUGCUUCUCCAGGAUGCUGGAUCAGAGGGCUUAUUCUUUGUUGUUUCCCAUGCUGUUUCCUGAGUCCCAUCCCUGGCCACAGGCAACCCACAAAUGGCCCCUCUGUGCUUGGUCUGGAUACACCUGCAUUUGAGAAAGUGGGUAGUUGAAGCCAACUGCUGGUGCUUUGGGGAAUCCCCCUUUGCCUUUUCUCUGAGGAACCCUUGGUUCUGAAAAACAGCUGGUCAGUAUCAACCAACUGGACAGAUGUUGGAACGAAGAGUCCUAAGGAGAGAGCAGGCCUGCACCUUCAGACAUGGAAUAAAUGCACUGUUUUCUGUUUUCCUGCA
Molecule: messenger RNA, 3236 nt
Organism: Grammomys surdaster
Lineage: Eukaryota; Metazoa; Chordata; Mammalia; Rodentia; Muridae
Gene: Ikbke
Product: inhibitor of nuclear factor kappa B kinase subunit epsilon
Exons: 22
Coding region: 385-2538 (717 amino acids)
Biological process (GO): peptidyl-serine phosphorylation
Cellular component (GO): cytoplasm
Molecular function (GO): protein serine/threonine kinase activity; ATP binding
Source: RefSeq, a predicted model, not a curated record